AUGGCCGAACAAUCAACCCUCCGCCAAUCGGCCGCAGAAGAGGCCAUCGCCGCCUUCUUCGAGAAAUACACAACCCUCAUCCGCUCCCGCCUCCAAAGCACGUCUCGCACAACUCGCCUGCUCGGAACACUUGCCCUCGCUGCAUCCAUCAUCCUGGGCGCCGCAGGAGGCAGGCGCUGGUGGAGACAGCGCCGCGAGGAGAAGGAGCAGGGUCGUAAGCUCGUCCGCACAAACUCGUGGCUGCACAAUAAGGAUGGCUCCCGCACCAUUUACGUCCCUUACAAGGAUGGCACCUCCAAGGUCGUCAUCCAGACGACCAAGCCGCUGACAUUCGAGGCGCAUCGCCGGCUCUUCCUCAACCCGCCACGGGUAUCCGGUCUCGGCGACGGUACCGUACCCGCGGCGCAGACCAAACCCGGGCUGAACUUGGCUUUCCUGCACCAGUUUCUGAGUCUGAUGAGCAUUAUGAUUCCGAGAUGGUCGAGCAAGGAAGCCGGCUUGCUCUUAAGUCAUAGCGUAUUCUUGAUGCUUCGCACAUAUUUGUCUCUUGUCGUCGCCCGACUUGACGGUGAGAUCGUGCGCGAUCUUGUCGCCGGGCAGGGCAAGGCCUUCCUCUGGGGACUCGUGAAGUGGUGCGGUCUUGGUGGUUUUGCAUCGUAUACCAAUGCGAUGAUUAAAUUUCUCGAGUCCAAGGUGUCCAUCGCUUUUAGGACUCGUCUUACUCGGUAUAUCCACGACCUCUACUUGAAUAACAACCUAAACUAUUACAAACUCUCCAAUUUGGAUGGAGGCGUAGGCCAGGGUGCGGACCAGUUCAUCACACAAGAUCUGACACUAUUCUGCGCCGCCGCCGCGAACCUGUACUCGUCGCUUGGCAAGCCUUUUGUCGACCUUUGCGUCUUCAACUACCAGCUCUUCCGGUCCCUCGGUCCGCUGGCUCUCACGGGGCUCCUGAGCAACUACUUCUUGACAGCAAGCAUUUUGCGCCGGCUUUCGCCGCCCUUUGGCAAGCUCAAGGCGGUUGAGGGCCGCAAGGAGGGCGACUUCAGGAGUUUGCACGCGCGCCUGAUCGCUAAUGCCGAAGAGAUCGCCUUCUACGGCGGCGCCGAUAUGGAGAAGCAAUUCCUCAACAAAGAGUUCAAGUCGCUUAAGAAUUGGAUGGAAGGCAUCUACAUGCUCAAGAUUCGUUACAACAUGCUUGAGGAUUUCAUUCUCAAGUAUAGUUGGAGUGCCUACGGCUACCUCCUGUCGUCGCUACCAGUAUUCCUCCCAGCGUGGGGUGGCCUGGGCGGCGCUGCCGAGCUGGACCAGAACGCUCCGAAAGGCAGCAGGGAGCGUGGUCGUAUGAAGGAGUUCAUUACCAACAAACGUCUCAUGCUAUCACUGGCAGACGCUGGCGGCAGAAUGAUGUAUUCUAUCAAGGACCUAUCGGAGCUCGCUGGGUACACUAGCCGAGUCUACACGCUCAUCUCAACGCUCCACAGAGUCCAUGCCGAUGCCUACUUCCUCCGCGGACAACAAAACGAGCUGUACUCGCUUUCGGAUGUUCAGGGAACCAUCCAGAAGGGGUUCGAUGGCGUCAGAUUUGAGAACGUGCCUGUUGUUGCACCGUCAUUGUGGCCCAAUGGCGGCGAAGAGCUGAUGGAGUCGCUCUCCAUGGUCGUUAGGAGAGGAGAGCACCUUCUCAUCUCGGGACCUAACGGGGUGGGAAAGACGGCAAUUGCUCGCAUUCUUGCGGGUCUUUGGCCAGUGUACCGGGGUCUUGUUAGUCGACCCAAAGAUAUUGGCCAGGAUGGCAUCAUGUUUUUGCCGCAAAGACCAUAUCUCAGCAUCGGCACGCUCCGUGAUCAGGUCAUCUACCCCGAUGGCCAUCACGAUAUGCGCGAGAAGAGAAAGUCCGAAGACGACCUAAAGCGUAUCCUGGAGGAUGCUCGUCUCGGUUACCUUCCCGACCGUGAAGGUGGCUGGGAUACCCGUAAGGAGUGGAAGGACGUUCUCAGUGGUGGUGAGAAGCAGCGCAUGGGUUUUGCUCGUGUGCUGUACCACGAGCCUCAGUUUGCAAUCCUCGACGAAGGAACCAGCGCCGUGUCCCAAGACGUCGAGGGACUGCUCUACGAGGUGUGCAAGGAGAAGGGAAUCACCCUCAUCACCAUCUCAACUCGCGCUUCCCUCAAGAAGUACCACACCUACAACCUUAUCCUUGGAGGAGGAGAACGUGGCGACGAAUGGGAAUUCGAAAGAAUCGGAACGGAGCGGGAGAAGAUGCAAGUCGAGAAGGAGCUCCAGGAUCUCCGGGAACGCCUUGAGCAAGUGGAGACAUGGAAGGCGAGACGGCAAGAGAUCGAGGAAGAGCUCUCGCGCGUGUGGGUAGCUGGUGGUGACGACUUGGACCCUCCGUCAUAUGCCGCGAGUGAGAGCGAAUCGGCGAAGAGCAAGGGCAAGGGCAAUGAGUCGCUGCAGGAUGUGCAGGGUGAUGCUUAA
Molecule: messenger RNA, 2481 nt
Organism: Colletotrichum graminicola M1.001
Lineage: Eukaryota; Fungi; Ascomycota; Sordariomycetes; Glomerellales; Glomerellaceae
Product: ABC transporter transmembrane region 2
Exons: 4
Coding region: 1-2481 (826 amino acids)
Biological process (GO): very long-chain fatty acid catabolic process; long-chain fatty acid import into peroxisome; fatty acid beta-oxidation
Cellular component (GO): peroxisomal membrane
Molecular function (GO): long-chain fatty acid transmembrane transporter activity; ATP binding; ATP hydrolysis activity
Source: RefSeq, a predicted model, not a curated record